Molecule: messenger RNA, 1890 nt
Organism: Talaromyces atroroseus
Lineage: Eukaryota; Fungi; Ascomycota; Eurotiomycetes; Eurotiales; Trichocomaceae
Product: Pheromone-processing carboxypeptidase kex1
Exons: 3
Coding region: 1-1890 (629 amino acids)
Biological process (GO): apoptotic process; proteolysis
Cellular component (GO): trans-Golgi network
Molecular function (GO): serine-type carboxypeptidase activity
Source: RefSeq, a predicted model, not a curated record
AUGCUCGGAAAAUCGCUGCUGCUGCUGCUGAGCAGCCCGAUAUGUGCUUUGGCACAGUCAGCCGCCGACUACUAUGUAAAGUCACUGCCAGGACAGCCGGACGGCCCGCUCUUGAAAAUGCAUGCAGGUCAUAUCGAAGUGGAUGCCCAAACCAAUGGCCACCUAUUCUUCUGGCAUUACCAGAAUCGCCAUAUCGCCAAUCGACAGCGCACUAUUUUAUGGCUUAAUGGCGGACCGGGCUGCAGCUCUAUGGACGGGGCUUUGAUGGAAGUCGGGCCCUAUCGCUUGAAAGACGACCACACAUUGACCUAUAACAACGGAUCUUGGGACGAAUUCGCCAAUCUCCUUUUCGUCGACCAGCCAGUGGGAACGGGCUUCAGUUACGUCAGUACGAAUAGCUACCUUCAUGACCUGGACCAAGUGGCCUCCCACAUGAUUACAUUUUUGGAGAAGUGGUUUAGCCUCUUUCCGGAGUACGAAAGCGACGACUUAUACAUCGCAGGAGAGUCAUAUGCAGGACAAUAUAUCCCGCACGUUGCGCGAGCAAUUCUAGAGCGGAACAAGAACAUUAAAGCGGGACAGCAAGCAUGGGCAUUGGAAGGACUUUUGAUUGGCAACGGAUGGAUAUCACCCGAAGACCAGUAUCCAGCAUAUUUACAAUAUGCAUAUAAAGAAGGCCUCAUCAAAAAAGGAACUCCUGUCUCAGACAAUCUCGACGAGCACGACAAAACGUGCCACGAUCUGUUAGCUGCCAGCGGCGCGGACAACAGGGUUGAUAUAUCGCAGUGUGAAUUAGUGCUUUCUUUUCUUUUGGACGAAACCAAAACCUCGGAUGGCAAAUGUACCAAUAUGUACGAUAUCAGAUUGAAGGAUGCCUCGUGCGGGAUGACCUGGCCGCCGGAUCUGGCCAGCAUGACGCCAUAUCUACGAAGGCAAGAUGUGGCUCAAGCUCUCAAUCUUGACCUCGAGAAAAGCACUGGCUGGGAAGAAUGUGCAGGCAAAGUGAGCGUGGAAUUUCGCGCAACUCACUCUAUUCCUGCAAUCAAAAUCCUUCCUGGGAUCAUCGAGUCGGGCGUCCGCGUAUUGCUCUUCAGCGGUGACCGAGACCUGAUCUGUAACCAUCUCGGGACCGAACAAUUAAUUCACAACAUGAAGUGGAAUGGCGGUUCGGGGUUUGAAACAUCACCAGGAGUCUGGUCACCUCGCCGUGACUGGACAUUCGAAGGCGAGGCGGCGGGAUACUACCAACAAGCGCGCAACUUGACCUAUGUCUUAUUUUAUAAUGCCAGUCACAUGGUACCAUUUGAUUGGCCGCGGCGCACCCGCGAUAUGGUUGACCGAUUUAUCAACGUUGAUAUCGCAAGUAUCGGAGGAACGCCAGCAGAUUCACGUCUGGACGGGGAGAAGCUCCCGCAAACCUCUGUGGGCAACUCAACCACGGCAGCGGACAGCAAAGCGCAAGAGGAGAAACUAAAAGAGACCGAGUGGAAAGCCUAUGCAAAAUCCGGCGAAGCGGCGCUGAUAGUUGUUAUCAUCGGCGUGUCUGUCUGGGGGUUCUUCAUCUGGCGUAGUCGUCGUCGUUCGGCAGCUCGGGGUGCUUAUCGUUCCGUGUAUAUGGCUGAGAAUAAUUCCUCGUCAACAGCGCAUGCCGAUAGCAAUUUCAAUUCGACGACACUUCUAGGCCGAUUCCGAAAGUCUAUGAGCGGCCGCGGAUCAUCAGCGCGUGACAUCCAGGCAACAGACUUUGAUGAGGCGGAGCUUGAUCGACUCGAUCAUCUUGAGAAUGGCGAAGGGGGCAAAGACAGAGACCUUGACAGGGACCAUUAUGUUAUUGGCGAGGAUGAUGAGGAUGAGGACGACAUUAACCAUACUGAGGCUGGUACAAGAUAG